GGCCCGUUCUCUCGCGUCUGCGAGCGCUGGAUGUACUUCACCACCAGUGACUGAUCGUCCAGACGAGACGAGCGCUGGAUGAUACUGGCGGCGGGGGUGUUGCGGUGGGAAAGGGACGAUACCGCUUUUGACAGCAGCAGACGAACUGCUGUCUGGCGCGGAUGUUUGAAACUCGUGCUCGACUUGUGUUUUUUUCAGUAGGUGUUCGGGAUACAUGUAUGCAUCGUUGGCUGCGAGGAAGGACUCGCUGAGUCGCGGAUUUUAGAGAGCGAGGCGGUGUGACUUGGAGAUUGAGAAGCUUGUGUGUCGUGUCCCUGUGAUGACGGCUGCUCUUGUUGGUGUCGUCUGCUAACGUUGAUAGUAACCUUGGCCGCACUGUGUGGAGUGUGAUAAUAUUCGCUCUGUGUGUGCGUGUGUGGUGUGCGUCUUGGAUAGCAGUUCCCAGCGAGAAUCACCUAAGUCUCAUAGGUGGAUGAACAGUGGCCCAAAGACUACCAGUGGUGUAGUUGAGGCACAAGCUGGAACUCAGAGUUACAUCUACACAUUGACAAAAGCUGACCCAAGAGCUCGACUUGUUGUGGAACUUGGAAGGUUUCUUCUUUGACAGAACCCAUACUGUCGCAGAUACAAUACACUACUGGCACUGGAGCCAAUACAAUGCUGGCUUGCCUGUUUCCCCGCGGUCCGCAGCAGUUUACGAGAGAAAGCAGAUUCAUUCAUAGAUCGACUUCGCCGAACCAUUGAGGACCCGAGCGGCCCGCGCUAAGGUGGUUCAGUCCAUUCACAGGCGCAGCGCAGUAGUGGACUUGGCAUAACGUUUUUCACCGCGCUUUGUGUUACGCACAUAGCAAGGCGAAGGUCGUCGGAGUUGGGGACAGAAUACAGAAACAUGUGGCUCUCGGGCCUUGACGGUCUUCCAACCCUUGCCUCCUGCAGGCAACGGGAAGAGCUCGCGGACUCACCUUGCGCUCAUCGUCAUUCUAAUCGUCGUUCUUUGUCUAUUUCCACUGAAGAUACUAGUGACUCACGUCUUCGCCACUGCUGUCAUCGUCACCAGUCGGAGUGCACGGGUAUUGAUGACGACAUUUCUUUUAUUGCUCACAACGAAACCGUUGACCCUUCGGCUUCUCAGUGCUCACGCCAACUCGUGUGUGCUGGUGACGUCAUGGUGAAAGACUCUAGCUGCCUAGUGUGUAGGAGUGCAGGGACUCCCGACAGCACUGCGAGUGCUACCACCUCCACCACUACAACAACAACAACAACCAGCACCAGCAGCGCCUCGAGCAGCACCAGACUGGCUCUGUCACUCUUCCUUGUUGUGUCUUUGCUCAAUGGAACUUCUGCAGCUGUCACAGGUUUCCACUUUCCGGAUAUUAAACAGGAGAGAUUUGCUCGAGACCUCUCCCAGUUCCACAUCUCAUGGCCGAGUAGGGUAGACCAUCAGGGAGAAUUCGUUUCACACGAGCUUCAAGCAACAGACAAUUUGGUGCGCAAACGAAGAAGUGCUGGAGAUCCACUCGACAUAGGCGUACCUCUAGAAGGAGAGAGCUCGGGCCAAGCUGGGGAGGACUUAGUGCACUAUAAGAUUUCUGUAGAUCCCAAGCGAGAUGUGAUAGUCAAAGUGAAGGAAAGCAAACUAUUGGUAGCACCCGGGGCCGUGAUUGAACGCAAGGUGUCCAAGUUUAAGAACGUAUCGGAUUCUGUGUUUUCUACUUUGGACCACCAGAAAGGAUGUCAUUUCACUGGGGAGGUGCCUGGGCAGAGUAGCUCUCUGGUGGCUCUGCACACCUGUGACGGGUUGAGAGGAUUUUUGCAACUCGAUGAAGAGGAGUACCUGAUCGAGCCUGUGAAGGGACACGAAUCAUCAUCCAUCGGCAGCCGACCCCACCUGGUCUACAAGCGCUCCGCCAUCCCAGAGCACCUCGACUUUGUCUCCAGGUCGAAGCGGCAUGAGCCGGCAUGCGGAGUGCAAGAGGAAUACAACCGGGUUCUGGAACACCGGGAGAGAUGGGAGCGACGCCGCAGGAGCACGUCCCGUGCCCAGAGCUCAGAGAAGACAUCGGGUCACAGCCGCCAGAAGCGGUCUAUCUCUAUAGAGAGGCAUGUGGAGACACUGGUGGUGGUCGACCCAGAGAUGGUUCAGUACUAUGUCUACGAGGAUAUCGAAACCUAUGUCCUGACUGUGAUGAACAUGGUUGCUGCUUUGUUCCAUGAUGCUUCCAUUGGAAAUGCGAUUAACAUUGUCAUUGUGAGAAUUCUGCUCAUGCAAGAUCCUGAUGAGGAGCUGAAAAUAACCCACCAUGCUGACAAGACCCUCAAAAGUUUUUGCAAAUGGCAGAAAAAUAUCAACUUCAGGGAUGACGACCACCCAAACCAUCAUGAUGUUGCAGUGUUGUUGACAAGGAGAAACAUCUGCUCUCGUAUGAACGAGCCAUGCAGCACCCUGGGAUUAGCCCAAGUGGCAGGCCUGUGCCAGCCUCAUCGUACCUGCAGUAUCAACGAAGACACCGGUUUGUCUCUAGCCUGGACUGUGGCUCACGAGAUGGGACAUAAUUUUGCCAUGAAGCACGACAACGGUCAGGACAACUGUAAGUCAGAUGAUGUAAUCCAGUAUGUCAUGGCCCCCCACCUCACCUGGGAUAAGACUCCCUCAAAGUGGUCCAGCUGCAGUAGAGCAUCCAUCACCAAGUUUCUAGAUCGCAACUGGGGCUACUGUCUAGAUGAUCCACCAGGACUUCAUGAAUUCAAGUAUCCUGAGCUUCCUGCUGGGACCAUGUACGAUGCUGACCACCAGUGUCGACUCCUGUAUGGGGAUGGUGCUGAGAGGUGCAAUGGCAUAGAAGUGCUGGAGAAUAUCUGCACUACCCUGUGGUGUAGAGUGAACAACAAGUGCUCAACAAAGCUUCAGGCAGCUGCAGUAGGGACCAUCUGUGGCAAAAACAAGUGGUGUUUUGCUGGCCAAUGUGUGGACAUUGGAGAAAGACCUCAGGCUAUUGAUGGUCAGUGGGGUCAGUGGCAAGAGUGGACCUCGUGCACUCGCACAUGUGGCGCCGGAGUAUCUUUGUCCCAGAGGCAAUGUAACCACCCACCGCCAUCAAAUGGAGGCAGAUACUGUACAGGAGAGAGAAAACGAUACAGAAUAUGUAAUACAGAUCCUUGCGAUGAGGAGGCUCAGAGUUUCAGAGCACAGCAAUGCGCAGAAUUUAAUAAACUUCCAUACAAGGGUUCAAAGUAUGAAUGGGAACCUAUUUCCACGCCAGAGACACCAUGUCAGCUGCACUGCAAGCCCAAAGACAUGUUCUUCUCGGUGUUGUUGAAGGAUAUUGUGACUGACGGAACGCCUUGUGUUAUGGGAUCUAGACACAUGUGUAUCUCUGGAAGAUGCAGGCAUGUGGGAUGUGACUGGAUAUUAGACUCCAGUGCAACAGAGGAUCGUUGUGGAGUUUGCUUUGGAGAUGGUUCAACUUGCAAGACUAUAAAACAGCAGUUCAAGGAAACCAAAAAAUUAGGUUACGUGGAAGCUACUGUGAUUCCAGUUGGAGCUAGGAACAUUCGGGUCGAAGAAGUUGCAGAAGCCAGUAACUUUUUAGCUCUACGCAAUGAUGCUGGAGAGUACUAUCUCAAUGGUCAUUGGUUCAUUCAGUGGUCGGGUGACUAUGAAGUUGCUGGAACAGUUAUACACUACAAAAGAAUAGGAAACAGAGAAAAGUUUUUGGCUCCUGGACCCCUCAAAGAACCGUUGCAUAUCAUGCUUCUGAUGCAGACCCACAACCCAGGCGUAGAGUUUGAGUACACAGUCCCCAAGGAGAAUGCCACAGACAACAGAAAACCAGAAUUCAGUUGGGACUUCAUGGGAUGGUCUCAUUGUACCGUUUCCUGUGGUGGGGGUAAGUUAUGGACACAUAACUCAUUAUGGAGGCGCAUAUUGGUCAUUCGAAUACUUGAAGACUCGGUGUUCUGGAAUACUAAAAGAAGCAUAACUUUGUGUAUUCAUACAAAGAUUUCAGUUCUUUUUCCUUUAUAUAAGAUACUUUUAAAAGUAAAUGGAACAUUCUAUGCACAUUUUUCUCUUGUUUUCACUACAGGAACACAAAGAUCUGCUGUUGUUUGUAAAGAACAGGAAGCAGGACUUGUGGAUGAGAUGUUUUGUGACUCAAACACGAAGCCUGAUGAUCAACUCAGAGAGUGCAAUGCUCAUCUUUGUCCUGCAAGGUGGUGGACAGGUCCCUGGCAACACUGUUCAGUUACGUGUGGGGACAAAGGCAUACAUCGCCGGACUGUGAUCUGUGUGCGGAGUCUUGGCUCAGACGAGCAGAUUGCCCUAGAGGAUGAAGCCUGUGGAGGUUUGGAGAAACCUGUGGAGGUGGAGCCGUGUCAUCACAAAGAUCCGUGUCCUGGGCUGGGUGUCUGGGUGGUGGAGGAGUGGAGCAACUGCACACGUCCAUGUGAUGGAGGAGUUCAGUUCAGGAAGGUCAUUUGCACUCGAGGCUCUCACUGUACAGCAGGAAAACCGGACGUCAAGCGAUCAUGCAAUGAGCACAAAUGUAUAAGUGAAGUUGAGGAGAAAAUGCUGGAUAUCUCAGAGGGAGGGGUAGUCCUCUCUGACUCAACACUGAACUCACCAUUACCAGCUUCAUCAGAUUUUAUACCUUAUGUCAAUGGCAGUGCAGUUUUACCACCCGGUGAUAAUGAUAAUAAUAAUGAUAGUAAAAAUGUACUCAUCGGUGACUCAUAUAAAAGCUAUACACCUCCUGGUGCUAAUGUUGACUUUGAACUGACCAAUCAAGAUACAAAUCACAAACACAAGCACAGAUAUCACCGCCAUCAUCGCCAUCAUAACAAGAACCAUCACAAGAAGAACAACGAAGAGAGCAAUAAAGCUGAUCAUGACAGUGGAAAGAAAGGUGAAGAAGACCCAACUUCCAACAAUACCGGUAACUCAGGACCACCUGAGGAACUUCAGGGAACUGGUGAUAAUUCCAAGUUUGUGUGGCAGACACUUGACUGGUCGCGGUGUUCCCGUCAAUGUGGGAAAGGAGUGAGGACAAGAGAAGUGUUCUGCAUCCAAGCACAUACCGGUGGGAGAGUCGGCCUUGACUUUUGUGCCCUAGGGACCAAACCUUCCACCAUUGAAGAAUGCUUUGAGUCUGAAUGUCUGAACUGGCAAAAAGGAGACUGGAGCCAGUGUUCUGCAACAUGUGGCUAUGCCACUCAGCAAAGACAAGUUUUGUGUGAUAAUCCAGGCAGGUGUGAUGACAGACAAAAGCCUGCAUCUGUCAGGGAAUGCAAAGAUCUGGGACCAUGUAUUGCCUGGGUGUACGGCGGCUGGAGUCAGUGUACAAAGUCCUGUGGCACUGGUAUUCAGGAGAGACUGGUGCAGUGUGUGAAUCUGACCUCUCAGCAACUUGCACAUGGCUGUAAAGCCGAUCGGAAACCCCAGAGGAAGCAGCAAUGUAAUGAACAGGACUGCCCGGAUAAUGUCAAUGCAGCCCUCAGUGUUUCCUGUGAAUCCAAUGAUUUGAACUACAAAGUAUGUAGGAUGCUGAAGAAAGUUGGCCUGUGCCACAAGCAGUACGUCCAGGCUAAAUGCUGCCGUACCUGUGCCGAUCAUUCAAGACCAAAGCCUCACAAAUCCAAAAUGGCUCGACGAUGAUUUAUUGGUCUUUGAAAGAAAAGGUGACAUUAUUUUGGGGACUGAAAAAACAAUUACAAUAUGAGCAAUACAAAGAGACUUUAAAGAACUUGUUUUUCUUGUAAAUCUGUACCUACAAUGUUGGAUAUUAUCUAUCAGCUUUGUUUUUUCUAUUUAGAUUUUUAAAAAUCCUUCCUACAUUUUAGUCAUGUUUACACAAAUUUGAAAUUUUACGAUGGAUAGUUUGACCCAAGACGCAUGAAUGACUGGAUUGGUCACUGCCGCUAAGCUUAUAACCUUCGACCUUUGAUGACACAUUUUGCGGCAUCUGCGUACCUACUGAAUGUUUACUUGAGCUACCAGUCAUGUUUGCAAGCACCUUUCUAUUGGAUUUUGGUAAUUUUGAAAAAUUCAUUUCAGUAGUAAGACUGUCACUUUUAUUGUGAGUCUGUUUGAUUAGAAGGUUGACAUUUAAAUGAGAUUUGAACUAUGAUUUGGUGCUUGAAUUCAUUCAGUUUCUUUGUGGUUAUAUUUCUUUAGUCAAUCAUGCGUUUUUGGUUUGACACCAAAAAAGUUUGCUUAAAAAGGAAAAAUUAUUCUGAUAUUUUACUGUCAUUGUCAGAUGGAGGUUUACAAUUUUUGCUUCACAAUACCAUUAAUAAUUUGUGUUUGUGAUGUUUUUGGUGUUAUAUUUUUUGCUGCAUGUUGGCAAUACCUUUUACUGUCAACGCAUCAUGCUACUCACCUUUGUGGUGUGAUAAUGAACUUUUUGCUCUGAAUCCGUUUAAUCAAACCAGUGGCACCAGUGAACACAUUGUAAUCACACAUUUUACUGAUUCUAUUUAAAGGAUAAAUCACAUCUGAUCAUGAUUCUUCACACAUCCUAUCAUAGGGUGUGGCACCGGUAUUUUGUUUUCGUGAUUAUUGUCAAAUGCUUUUUAAUGGGUAAAACUUCACAAGAACACCACACCUUCUUUGAAUUUGCACCAGGGAAGUAUUAUUUUUUUAACAAUGUCUUUUGUUUUACUUUUACUGCCCUCUAGACUGACUGGAUGAAUGUGUAUCCCCUAAUACAAAUAUAAUGUAUAUUCUCUUUGUUUUAGUAUCAGUCUUGUGUCUAAAAUUUAGAUUAAAAUUUGUAAGUCAUUUCUAAAGUUGUAUAAUGUGCAAUAGAUGUUAUGCUUUAAACUGUUCCUGCAAAGUUUUAUCAUGGUUCAUAAAUGUUUUCUUCUACUGACCAUCAAGUCAAGAGUCAUGUGUUUAUACUAGAACUGUGAGCCUAAAAUGCUUUACAGUUUUUGCUUUGUUUUUGAUUUUUUUCCUGUUCAUUAUUCUAUUUUGCCCCUAAAUCAGAAUCAAUAUUCAUCGGCACUCGGUUUCAUAGUACGAUCAUUACUAUUAUCUGUAGGAUUGCUGCACUGUAGCAAUUUAGUUUCCCUUGAAAAUUAGCACGGCAUACCAUUUAACCCCUGUUGGCUUUCUUUGGACCAGAAUGCAUGGUUUUGCAUCUAUGGCUGAAUGUAUGAACUGGAUGAAUUUUUCACUGAUGAGUUUGUGUUUCAUAGUCAGUGAUUCUGAAUGACAGAAGGAAAAGAUAAAGAAUGCUGAAAAUGAAGGCACAAGCCCUGUGACUGAGAAAAUGGCUACAAGGAUUAUGAUGAGUUGUCAGAAUAUUGUGAAAACCUGCGCAGAUUUCUGUAAGGAACUUGUGGCCUGGCAGUUGGCACUGAAUGUAAGCAAGUCACAUUUGUAUGAAAAAGUAAGUCACAGAGCUCUUGUCAUGGAAAUGUAUCCUUUGUAAAUAUUGUAAUGCACUUCUCAUGUUUCAUAUGAUAUUACGUAGAUCUUGUUCUUUCUAUUUUUUUAGCUUGUGAUUUCAUAUACUUAUUAUGUAAUGAAAACGGUCAAAAUUGUGGAACAAAGUCCUUGUGUCUGUCAAACUGAUCGUCAGGGAUUCCAUAAUGAUCAUUCCCUGGUAGCGGUCACCGAAACCUGGCUCAAGGAAGGAAUUGAUUUUCUUGUAACAGAAACUUAAUUGGCCAGUUUCUGAAUUUCCAUUCAAUUCAUGUAACUUUCAUGAAUGUCUUCACUCUUUGACUGAAUUAUACUAUAGAAGUUAGGCUACUGAAACUGAAAACCAGAUUUACCAAGUGGUCAGCUUUCUUACAUUAUUUAAUACUGAUCUUUCUGUUAGUAAAACUUGAUUAAGCUGUACACAAAGAAGUCUACUGUAUGAGAAGUGUUCACAAUACCAGUACAAUUUUAAACAGUUUGAAGCUGAGCAUCGUGACUGUCUUAGAGAUAGAAGUAUUUGACUUUAAGUUUGUCAGAACUUUUGGCAAGAAUCCCAUGGGCCUACACUUGUAUGUAGUGCUGCUAAAAAAAGUUUUGUUCUUGUUUUUGUGAAUUAAUCAUUAUAAUUUUACUGUAUAUUUCAAGGUCAUGGCUUCAUGAUUUCUUUAACCAAUCUGUUUUUAACUGCAAUUUUAUGCAAAUUCUUGAGUAAUGAUUUUUUUUUCCUUUUAAAUUAUAGAUGUUUACCGCCCCCUUUGACACAAUUUAGAUUAUUGAGGAGGUGGGCGGCUUUGACACAGCCAGCCCAGACCAACCUGGGGAUUAUAACACCCCAGCAAGCGGACAGGGAUACUCGAUAAAGAUCUUCCACUCCAAGCAAUGGAAUUCUAUAUAAUUAUACUGCUUGCAACAAUGAAGAGCCUAUGUACCACAACACCAGAGAUGCUAGUGCACAAUGUAUGAUGUGAGAUAAUGUUGCAACUGUCUAUCAAACACAAGGUUGAAUUUAGAAUAUUUCACCUAGUCUCUCUACACUUUGAAUAUUGAUAGGCAGAUUUUCAAUAUUUAGGAUUUAAAUUCACAUUAUAUCGCAGGUACAAUUUCCAUUUUUCUCUAAAUUCAAGUAACCAACAGACUGUGAAGUGAAUUGCAUUGAUAAAUUAAAUGUCCAAAGGUAAUUUCAAAAAAGUUUGUUAUAAAUUACAUUAAUGUUGAUUUGUUAUAGUGACUGAAAUUUAAAUUCAACAGCAAACAUGCUGUAGGUAACAUAAUGUCAAGAAUCCAAUAUAGAUAUCUCUAAUUAAUUCAAACUAACAAGAUCAGAUAGUAUAAUUCACCUAAUAUUAUACUUUUUCUGAAUGGCUGCAUUUGUAAAAUAGUUUGGGUUUGAUUUGUCUUGUGUUAUAUAUAUAUAUAAGAAUAACAAUCUUAAGCUUUGAGACUACUCUCUUCCAGAUGAAAUAUGUUAACUGUAUGAAUGUAGGCAGUAUUCAAUGUAAAAAAAAAUAAACUUUAUUGUGAGGGCAACAUUCGCCCACGACA
Aplysia californica (California sea hare) is the source of this 8968-nucleotide messenger RNA. Its product is annotated as A disintegrin and metalloproteinase with thrombospondin motifs 7. The record is from RefSeq and is a predicted model, not a curated record. Gene Ontology annotation, biological process: proteolysis; extracellular matrix organization. Gene Ontology annotation, cellular component: extracellular matrix. Gene Ontology annotation, molecular function: metalloendopeptidase activity. The coding region runs from base 890 to 5653 and encodes 1587 amino acids. NCBI's taxonomy places the organism in Eukaryota, Metazoa, Mollusca, Gastropoda, Aplysiida, Aplysiidae. The transcript is spliced from 27 exons.